Messenger RNA from Rhizoctonia solani, 3531 nucleotides. Its product is annotated as major facilitator superfamily transporter. Gene Ontology annotation, molecular function: transmembrane transporter activity. Lineage: Eukaryota; Fungi; Basidiomycota; Agaricomycetes; Cantharellales; Ceratobasidiaceae. The transcript has 19 exons. The coding region runs from base 1 to 3531 and encodes 1176 amino acids. Gene Ontology annotation, biological process: transmembrane transport. The record is from RefSeq and is a predicted model, not a curated record.
AUGUCGCAGAGACAUUCGCAAAGUCCGCAUUCGUCUCCUCCAAGUUCGCCGCCAAGCAGCCCAACCUCGGCUUCAUCUCAGGAACGUUUAAUACUGGUUCCAGAUGACCAGUUUGAAAGCGAUGCCCUGCUGGGACUGUGGCCAGACGAUGAAGAGGCGCCUGUUACGCCAACUACAGCCAAUAUCGAGCGAACUAGCUCUGCUGCAUCCAAUGCACCGGCUUUACCACCGCGUCUGAUUAUACCACUUUUGAUAUCCCCAUGCCUCAAACUCGGUACAACAUAUAUACCUCGUGCGGUAGACCUUGCAGGGCCUGUUCCAGCUCUUGUCGGACUCGCUGGAAUGGCGCUUUUAAGCGCUUUUACGAGCCAAGUAUGGGUGCUUCUGGGCCGAUAUGUCUCGCGCUGGACGAUCGAGGAAAUUGUCGCCGAAGCAAUCAUUCGCAACCCUGGAAGGCGGGGUAGCCCCAAGGACAAGUGGAAACGGCGAGUUCGCAAGGGAAUUAGGGGCCUAGUGUGCUUGACCGCGUUGUUGCUUUGUGCAAUGUACUUACAUGAAUCAGCACACUUGUUGCAAGCCGCUCUCCCAUUCGAGACCAAUCACGCGACCCAGGCUGGAACAACAGUUAUUUUCGCGGCCUUCCUUGUUCCCCUUGUGGCUGCAUCUUCGCUUGGUGAACGCAAGAUCCUGUGGUCUAAUUUCCUGUCGAUCGUUCUUCAAUUCGUAAUUGCUAUCGUUGGUGUCGCUCAUUACUUCCAUUCUCAAGAUGAAUCUAAACACGGGCAUGCUGGGACAAAGCGCGCUCUCCCUAAAUUUACGCGUUCGCAUACAGAAGUAGGCACAUGGGAGACCAUUUCAAUUUUAUCAUUCGCCUUUGCGAACCAAUUACUUGCAUUACCCCUGUACACCGCCUUAGCCACCAAUUUUGCUGCCAAGCCCACGUUCGCACCGCGACCUCGUACCAGGCGUAUGAUAACAUCCUUCCCGAUGCUUCUUUUAGUCUCGACAAUUAUCUCGGUCGCUCUCACUGUCCCGUUAAUCCUUGCGCCACUCACUAAACAUGCCGCACCUCCCGAUCCGGCCGCUAUUCCAACUGUUCCGUUCCGCCCACCACUGCGCGAAACUGUGUCUCGUAAGCUCGAGGCCGCUAUCCCUACAAUUCAAGUCUUUGCACUAUUGCUAGCUAUCCCCCCGUUGUUUGCCGGAGUAAUUGUACCCCGAAUUCGUCAGCGUGCCUAUCGCUGGAUCCUUUUCUUUUCAUCCGUCCUGUUGGCGGCUGUUAUCCCUGGACGUAGGGCCGGUUUGUCCGGUCUUGCAAUGACUUUGUCGCUCCUUACGUGCUAUGUUUUUCCUGCAUUACUACACGCGAUCUUCCACGGUCUCAGGAGACCCCGCUCCAUCUUGUUUACCCACUCAAAUGUUCCUGCCAUUACGUCCUCGGAGCCAGGCAAUAGUCAAGAUCCUGAGAUACUCUUACAACACAAGGAGCGUUCCUUGCAGCGGCGUCGCCUCGCGCGCCGCGUGUUGUGGGAUAUUGGAGUAUGGGCCGUCUUGGGCCCCGUAGGGCUCGCUGCGACUGUCUGGACCGCUGGGCGGACCGAUUUCACCUACCGAGCAAGUACCUAUCAGAUCGCGCCUGACGGGCGAGUGCCUGAUCCUGGGAUCACUCUUCCUUCUGGCAUUUGCAUCCAAUACCUUCGAAAGUUUUUAGAAUCUUUGCGAAAGGACGAAUCCAAUCAGACCCCGCCCCUAUACCCGCAAGUCGGAUCGGAAUUUGACCUGGCUCCCACGGACGUGAGGAGGCGGUCUCUGUUUCUUGGAUCCAUACUACUGCUUUCCUCCGUUCCCAGGUACAUUUCAGCUCUCGUUUCAGACCAACUGGGUUUCCGAGCUGCCAUGAGCGUCACACACGCUGCCUAUCUGCCCGAGGAGGAACCUUUAAAUUUUGAUACGGAGUCUCUUCCGGAGGCGCGAGACCGGGAUGAAUUGAGUAGCUGUCCGUCGACCGUGGUUGCUUCACCUGCUGCGAGCAUCAAGCUCGACGCAAGUCCUCCUGCUAAAGAUAUCGUAACGCCCCUCCCAAUGGGUAGAUUUGCUAUUCUACUCAUGCUCAACGCGGUUUUCCCGCUUUCCUUCGAGGUGAUCUACCCGUUUGUGAAUGCGAUGAUCGUCGAGAUAGGUGUGACUAACGACCCUGAGCGCGUUGGAUUUUACUCUGGUCUCGUGGAGUCUAUUUUCUCAUUGAUGGGGUUCAUUAUGAUUCUUCCAUGCGGGUACCUUUCGGACCGAUUUGGACGUAAACCAGUGAUCCUUUUAGGAUUCGCCGGUUUGGCCGUAUCUAUGACUUCGUUUGGGCUAAGCAAAACCUUGGCCGGAAUGAUUGCUAGUAGAUGUAUUGGCGGAGGAUUGGGAGCUAGCUGGGCUGCGAUUAAAGUCAUGACUGGAGAAAUGACGGACCGGAGCAAUCAAGAUCUCGCAUUCUCUCUCCUCCAAAUGACAUAUCGUCUAGGACAGAUUGCUGGUCUUCCGCUCGGUGGGCUUCUUGCGCACCCGGAGCAACGAUUCUCAUGGUUCCGUACGGCGUUCUGGGCCGAAUACCCCUAUUUAUUGCCGUGCCUUGUGGGCUCUGCAUUUGCAAUCUUUUCAGUUAUCCCUGGGUUUAUUUAUAUCGAAGAGACUCUUCCAUCGAAGCGGAGGCAACGUAAAAAGAUUAACAAGAGGGCCACAUCCUACGGCUCGACUGACUCGUCAGUUAGUACGACUUCAACUUUGGUAGAUUCACGAGAGCAAUCUGUGUGUGCACAAGAGCCCAUUGACAUCGAGGGCGUUGAGAAAGUAGUCAAGCCUCAACCAUCAUGGCGUUCGGUCAUGACUCCGGCAAUAUGGUCCCUGCUCUUUAACAAUGCCCUGAUGUGCUUCGCCUCUGAAAUGGUUUUCUCGAUCUUUCCUCUCUUUGCAUAUACACCAAUCGCUUCAGGUGGAUUGGGUAUGUCCGAGGCGAAAAUAGGAUCGGAGAUGGCGGUUCGCAGUAUCGUCCAAGUUACCCUCAUGCUAGGCUAUAGCAAGUUGAUUCGCAAAAUAGGCAAGCUUCGUAUUUACCAACUUGCAAUGGUGGCUUGGAUAAUUACAAUCCUGUGCUUCCCGGUCCUGAACUGGGCUGUACGCGCCCACUCGCUUGGAGCGGAGAGCAUGCUAUUCGAGGGUUGUCUAUUCGCGUUCUAUGUUAUUUGGAGUAUUGGCGGCUUCUGCUGGGUUGCCUCUGCCUCGCUGGUUAACGAUGUCGCUCCAUCCGCUGAGGCUUUGAGCUUGACUACCGGUAUUUCUCAAAUGACCCUCGUAUUCCCGCAAGCAGUAUCUCCAGCCCUGGGAAAUUCUUUGUUUGCUGCUUCAGUUCACCAGGACAUUCUGGGAGGCCAUCUCGUUUGGAUUGUGAUGUUAGCUAUGACUACCUUUGGCUGGGCUCAUUCGCUCACCCUGACUACCUCCACUCAUGACUGGCGCGAAAAUCUUAAUGAUGAUGACGACGAGUAA